CAUCCCCGCCUGCAUUGUGCAUCUUCCCCUGCAUCCCAACCAUUGCAGCUCUCCGUUCCACCUACCCCAUGGCGAGCAACAUCCCCGCUAGCUUGCGAUCUGCAGAUAUUGGGCGAUAUGCCUUGAGAGCAGCUCAGCUCGAGCACGCGAAGCCCGUCGUUGCCUACUGGUGCAACUUCUGGAUCGUUAAUCAGAUUAUCGAGCGGGGCCUACACACUUCUAACGACGAUGUCAAGCUAUACACGACGGACCUUGUGGACAAGUUGGAGAAGUUCAAGAGUGAAAACACCGAUAAUGAUGCUGUAAUGGAUGCUGAGGCGGCCAAUGCCUACGUGGAGCAGUUCGGUCUGGAGGUACUUGGGCGCGCCGAAGCGACCAUGAAGGCCAACAAAGUGACCAAACAAACCGCAGACACCUUCCAGGCUGCUGCAACCUUUCUUGAACUGUGCCAAAUUUGGACCAACCCUUUGGACCCCGAGGUUGCUGCGAAGAUCAAGUUCUCCAAGUACCAUGCUGUGAGGAUUAUAAAGGCGAUCAAGGCCGGGGAGGAUCCCAACGCGUCCAAUCCGGUGGCCACUGAGGAGGAUGAACUCGAAGCGCUCAUCGAAGCAAAGCAGGAUGAUCCGGAAGUGCAGGCCAUCGUCGGAUCGCCAGUCGCGCGCCCUGGGCAACCGUCUGUUGAAGAGGUACCCAAUGAGACUCUACAGCCUUCACAAUCACCUCCAGUCCUGCCAGAACCUCCCACCACAUUUGCCGAUGUCCCCGCCGCUCACUACAAAGCCGAACCUACAUCUCCCGCGGAGGAUGAUGCGGAGCCAGGUGCACCGCUGAACCUCCCCUCGGCCCCAGAGACGUUUGCCUCCCCUUCUACAUCUGUGCCCAACCUCCCGGACACACCGGCAGACAUUGGCGCAAGGUCUCCCCAACCGCACGCCGACUCUUUCCAUUCAUUCCCUCCGCCGUCCUCAAUCCCACCUUCAAGUCCGCCAGCAGCGUCUCAUGAUGCAAGCUCCUUCUACACCAAACCGACCACCAGCGCUGGUCCUCCCCCGCCGUUCGUACAGUCUUCCUCAGGAACAGUGCCCGUUGGUUCCCGCCCAACGCCUCCAAGUAUCCCGUCACCCACCCCUUCAGCACCUGCACCUGCAGCUUCGAGCUCCAGCCGGACGAACACGCAGUCAGUCGAUGACCAGGCCAUAGCGCUUGCCCAGAAACAUGCCCGCUGGGCCGUGUCGGCCUUGACGUUUGAUGAUGUGAACACGGCGAUCAAGGAGCUCAAGAAUUCACUCCGGUAUCUCGGCGCGGAAUAAAAAGAGAUUGGUGGUAGAUGAAUUUGUAUGCGCUUGCACGCAUUGAGAACCACCGUCAUUGUAUGAUGUGAGCAUGACCGAGCCAUAAAUCAAGCCUUUUAUGACCUGACACAGGCUACACUUAUCCUGAUGUGAACGAUAAUGACAACAAAUCAUACCGUGUUCUGCAGCCAACAAACCCAGCCAUAGCUAACCCUGCUCCAUCUCACCUGUAUUAUCGUAGUUUGCUUUACCUUUUCCACUGGUAACCCUCCUUCACCAUGCACCCCACGCGCCGCCGCACCAUUUGCCAGCAUCCUCUACUAUUCAAUCCCU
Messenger RNA from Aspergillus ibericus CBS 121593, 1625 nucleotides. RefSeq lists its product as uncharacterized. Lineage: Eukaryota; Fungi; Ascomycota; Eurotiomycetes; Eurotiales; Aspergillaceae. The record is from RefSeq and is a predicted model, not a curated record. Gene Ontology annotation, biological process: late endosome to vacuole transport via multivesicular body sorting pathway. The transcript has 4 exons. Gene Ontology annotation, cellular component: multivesicular body. Bases 69 to 1310 code for a protein of 413 amino acids.